Molecule: messenger RNA, 1600 nt
Organism: Pyricularia oryzae 70-15
Lineage: Eukaryota; Fungi; Ascomycota; Sordariomycetes; Magnaporthales; Pyriculariaceae
Product: peroxisomal targeting signal 2 receptor
Exons: 3
Coding region: 367-1407 (346 amino acids)
Biological process (GO): protein import into peroxisome matrix
Cellular component (GO): cytosol; peroxisomal matrix
Molecular function (GO): protein binding
Source: RefSeq, a predicted model, not a curated record
CCAAGUCCGUGAAGCCGGACAUUCGUUUCCCAAAGUUGGACUCCAUCUCACCUCAGGGCUGGUCCAAAUUCGGCAGGGGUAUCAGUGACAUAACUGUUGCUCAUAAUUGCCUGACUGCUCGAUUUUGGAUGAAGAUUCAGACUCUUGUUUGGAUCCAAAUGCGACGACAGCCAACGCCAAACCAUAGCCGCUAAUAGUGCUGGCUUAGUCUCGGAGCUGGUGGUGCAGUCGUCCGUCCAGGCCUAGGGGAAAGGACAAGAACACGGACAAGAACAACAGAGGGUGUUGUGCGAAGCAACACUAUCCUUCAUUUUUGGACUACUGCUUACGAUAAGCGGUUUUUUUUUUCAAAAAAAAAUCUUAUUCAUGAUGAGUGCUCCUAUGCUUGAGUUCCGGACGCAGGGCUUCAACCCCUACGCCGUCAAAUAUUCGCCCUAUUAUGACAGCCGGAUAGCUGUUGCAAGCUCUGCAAAUUAUGGCAUCGUCGGCAAUGGAAGGGUAUAUGCCCUGGGUCUGAAUGCCGCAGGUGUACAAGUGGAAAAGACGUUUGACACCAACGAUGCUCAGUAUGACCUGGCAUGGUCUGAACUGAACGAAAACCAACUCAUCGUGGCCUGUGGAGAUGGGUCCAUUAAGCUGUUCGAUUUAGGCGUGAACGACUUUCCUGUCAUGAAUUUCCAUGAGCACAAAAGGGAAGCCUUCUCGGUGUGCUGGAACUCUGUUAGCAAAGAUACAUUCCUGUCAAGCUCAUGGGAUGGGACUGUCAAACUUUGGUCACCAACCCGUAACCACUCACUCAAGACGCUGCCAAUAGGCAACUGCACAUAUAGCGCGUCCUUUUGCCCUCUCAACCCCUCUCUCAUCUCUGCCGUGUCGACAGACUCACACCUCCGGCUGUUCGACCUCCGAACGCCGGUAUCGGCCAAGUACCACCAGGUGGCAGCUAUCCCAGUGCACGGCGGGCCACAGCCGUCUCCCCCUGCCGAAAUUCUGACGCAUGACUGGAACAAGUACCGCGACACCGUCAUCGCGACCGGCGGUGUCGACCGUGUCCUGCGCACCUUUGAUAUUCGCGCCGGCGUCAACUCGGUCGGUCCCAUCUCCGUAAUGCAGGGCCACGACUUUGCCGUGCGCCGGUUGGCCUGGAGUCCGCACGUCAGCGAUCUGCUCGUCAGUGCCAGCUACGACAUGACGGUGCGCCUCUGGUCUGACGGCUCGAAUCAGCAGCCCGCUGCUCUGCCAGGUGCGCCGGUUGCGGCUCAGGGUAGACAGUUGGGACUGAUGAACCGUCACACUGAGUUCGCUACCGGCCUUGACUGGUGCUUGUUUGGCGCCGGCGGCUGGGUUGCCUCUUGUGCCUGGGAUCAGAGGGUGCUAUUGUGGGACGCAAACGCCUUCCUCCGGUGACCAGUAUUUGUCACGACUUGACCAGCCUUACACGAUAUCUUUCUAUACAGCAACGUUUUGUUUUAUUUCAGGAUAUCUCGGGGCGUCGACGCUUGAUAUCAUGCAUAUAAGCCAGCGGUAUCUACCAAAGCGCAAGCCGAUAUGAGUUGAAUUGUAUAUGUAAUAGUUUCUUUUUUUUGGGCUUCCUGGGACU